CCGCUGAGAUACAAAACAAAUAGAGAACCCUUUGGGGUUUAUCUUGUAAAUAACAUAAGAAUUGCCGUUACAGAGACUCUCGGUCACGUGAGUUGCGUGUCCUUCCCCCUUCUCUGACACACUCCUCUUUUUGGCAAUCACUUCCCGUUUUCGCUCGCUCUGCCGCCUAAACUUCCCUUUCUUCUCCAUUUUCCUCUCCCCCUCGUCCGUUCCCUUUCUCUCUCUCUCUCUCUCUCUCUCUCUCUCUCUCUCUCUCUCACAUUCUCUUUUUAUUCAGUCCUCUUUCUUUUUUCUUCUGUUUGAAGCUGCUAUGGCUUUUAAGCUUCUUUCUCUCUGUCUCUUCUUCAUUCAUUUCUUCGUUUUCUUCCCCUUCGUUGCCAUCACGGAGCAAGACGAGCAACACCCAGAAAGCAAAAGUUUGCUUUCAUUCAAGCUCGCUCUCCAUAACCCACAUGUCCUUUCUUCAUGGAACAAUACGACCCCUCACUGCAACUGGGUCGGUGUUACCUGCCACCUCGGCCAUGUCACUUCACUCCUUCUACCUGCUCACUUCCUAACAGGCUCUCUCUCUCCUUCCCUAUUCUCUCUUGUACGUCUCACCAUUCUUGACCUCUCCAUGAACUUCUUAUUCGGUGAAAUCCCUCCACAAAUAUCCAACCUCAAGCGCUUGAAACACUUGUGUCUCGAUUGGAACCAGUUUUCAGGCAUGCUCCCGAGUGAACUCGGUGAACUAACUCAGCUCGAAACCCUCAGACUCGGCUCCAACUCUUUCACUGGAAAAAUCCCACCUGAGCUCGGUAACCUGAGACGAAUCCAGACCCUCGAACUCUCCGGCAAUGCGCUCACCGGAACCGUACCUGCUCAACUCGGCGAGCUGACGCAGCUUCUGUUCUUGGACCUGGCUAACAACCUCCUCUCAGGUUCUCUUCCCUCAACACUCUUCAAAAAUCUUCAGGCAUUAUCUUCUCUUGACGUAUCAAACAAUUCUUUUUCUGGUAAAAUCCCUCCGGAACUUGGUAACCUGCAAAACCUCACUGAUCUCUACAUUGGCAUUAACUCAUUUUCUGGGCAGUUACCCCCAGAAAUAGGCAAGCUUUCACUGCUUGAGAACUUCUAUUCACCAUCUUGUUUAAUAACAGGCCCUUUACCUGAAGAAUUAUUCGAACUAAAAUCGUUGAGCAAACUUGAUCUUUCUUAUAACCCACUGAGGUGCCCGAUCCCAAAAAAUAUGGGCAAGUUGCAGAACAUAACUAUAUUGAAUCUUGCUUAUGCUGAACUUAAUGGGUCAAUUCCAGCUGAGCUUGGAAACUGUAAGAAUUUAAAGACAUUGGUGUUAUCUUUCAAUUCACUGUCUGGAUCGUUGCCUGAGGAACUUGUAAAGCUACCAAUGUUGUCAUUUGCUGCCGAAAGGAACCAGCUUUCAGGACCAUUGCCUGCUUGGCUUGGAAACUUGAAUGAGGUAGAUUCGCUUUUGCUUUCAAGCAAUCUGUUUUCUGGGAAAAUCCCCCCUGAGCUUGGUAACUGUUCUAUGUUGAAGCAUCUAAGCUUGAGCAACAACUUGUUGAGGGGUUCAAUACCCAAAGAAUUGUGUAGUUCGGGGUCACUCUUGGAGAUUGAUCUUGAUGGUAAUCACCUCUCAGGAACCGUUGAGGAUGCCUUUUUGAAAUGUACGAAUCUUACGCAGUUAGUAUUGUUUAAUAAUCAGAUCAAUGGUUCGAUACCUGCCUAUCUUUCACAGCUUCCAAUAAUGGUGCUUGACUUGGAUUCCAACAAUUUCACCGGUUCAGUACCUGUUAGUCUAUGGAAAUCUGUAUGCUUGAUGGAGUUCUCUGCUGCAAAUAACUUUUUGGACGGGCCUCUUCCUGCAGAAAUUGGUAAUGCCGUUUCACUUCAGAGGCUUGUUCUUAGUAACAAUCGGUUGAAGGGCAAAAUACCUAAGGAGAUUGGCAAUCUCACAGCUCUUUCCGUUCUUAAUUUGAACUCAAAUUUCUUUGAGGGGAACAUACCUGUGGAGCUUGGAUAUUGCGCUGGUCUAACCACACUGGACCUGGGAAAUAACAUUCUCAAUGGAUCAAUUCCUGAGAAAUUUGCAGGCCUGGCUCAGCUACAAUGCUUAGUUCUUUCUCACAAUAGUCUAUCCGGGUCCAUUCCUUCAGGACCAUCUUUGUAUUUCCGCCAAGCCAACAUGCCUGACACAAGCUUCCUUCAGCACCAUGGAGUGUUUGAUCUGUCACACAAUAGUCUGUCUGGCUCUAUACCUGAAGAACUGGGAAGCUGUGAGGUGUUGGUGGAUCUUUUGCUUAGCAACAACAUGCUCUCUGGAGAAAUUCCAGGAUCACUCUCUCGUUUAACAAAUCUUACAACCUUGGAUUUAUCAGGAAAUUUCCUCACUGGUUCAAUUCCUGAGGAACUCGGGGACUCUCCUAAGCUACAGGGCUUGUAUUUGGGGAAUAACCAGCUCACAGGUUCUAUCCCUGGAAGUUUAGGUCGUUUGGGUAGCUUACUGAAGCUGAACCUUACUGGCAAUAGGUUAACUGGUGAAAUUCCUGUAUCAUUUGGUAACUUAAAGGAGCUUACCCAUUUAGAUUUGAGCCAGAACGAGCUUGAUGGUGAGCUUCCUUCAGCUUUGUCUCACAUGCUUAACCUCGUGGGGCUUUAUGUUCAGCAGAAUAGGCUCUCUGGUGAUAUGUAUCUACUUUUCUCUAAUUCUAUAUCCUGGAAGAUUGAAGCUAUGAAUUUCAGUAAUAACUUCUUUGAGGGUAACUUGCCACGGCCAUUGGGCAACCUGUCAUACUUGACUUUCUUGGAUUUCCAUGGAAAUAAAUUGACUGGAGAGAUUCCUCCAGAUCUUGGUAAUCUGAUGCAACUUGAGUACUUGGAUGUUUCAGGGAACAGGUUGUCCGGGCAGAUUCCAGCAAAAAUUUGUGGUUUGAUCAAUCUAUUUUACCUGAACUUGAAGGACAAUAGACUGGAAGGCCCUGUACCCAGAAAUGGUGUUUGCCAAAACUUGUCAGAGAUACUGCUUGCUGGAAACAAAGGUUUGUGCGUGAGAACUAUGGGUUUAGAUUGCCAGAUGAAAAACUUCAACAAGUCAACUUUACUAAACGCCUGGGGCCUUGCUGGAAUUGUGAUUGGAAGCAUGUUCGUCAUCUUUAGUAUUGCAUUUUCCAUAUGGAAAUGGUUUAUAAGGAGCAUCAAGCAAGCCUCAGAGGAGUUUGAGGAAAGAAAGUUAAACAAUUUCAUUGACCAAAAUCUUUAUUUUCUAAGUAGCAGCAGGUCCAGGGAGCCUUUAAGCAUCAAUAUAGCUAUGUUUGAGCAGCCUCUUUUGAAGUUAACCUUGGUUGAUAUUCUUGAAGCCACCAACAACUUUUGCAAGAAGAACAUAAUUGGAGAUGGAGGUUUUGGGACUGUGUACAAAGCUACUUUGCCUGAUGGAAAGACGGUGGCAGUCAAGAAGUUAAGCCAGGCUAAAACGCAGGGUCACCGGGAGUUCACUGCUGAAAUGGAAACCUUAGGUAAGGUUAAGCACCAAAACCUUGUAGCACUGCUUGGAUACUGCUCCUUUGGGGAGGAGAAGCUCCUGGUUUAUGAGUACAUGGAAAAUGGCAGCUUAGAUCAUCAGCUGAGGAACAGAACUGGCGAUCUACAAGUCCUAGAUUGGCCCAAACGCUACAAGAUUGCACUGGGGGCUGCCCGUGGAUUAGCUUUUCUUCACCAUGGGUUCAUCCCUCAUAUCAUUCAUCGUGAUAUCAAAGCCAGCAACAUCUUGCUGGACGAAGACUUUGAGCCAAAAGUUGCAGACUUUGGGCUUGCAAGACUGAUCAGUGCCUGUGAGACCCAUGUUAGCACUGAUAUAGCAGGAACAUUUGGUUACAUUCCCCCUGAAUAUGGCCAGAGUGGGAGAUCUACCACCAGAGGAGAUGUUUACAGUUUUGGUGUGAUCCUGCUUGAAUUGGUGACUGGGAAGGAACCAACAGGGCCUGACUUCAAAGAGAUGGAAGGUGGAAAUCUGGUGGGUUGGGUGUUUCAGAAGAUCAAGAAAGGACAAGCUGCCAGUGUUCUUGACCCCAUGGUGCUCAAUGCAGAUUCGAAGCAUAUGAUGCUCCGGAUGCUGCAGAUUGCUGCAGUCUGCGUCUCAGACAAUCCUGCUAACCGGCCUAGCAUGCUGCAUGUCUUGAAGUUUCUGAAAGGGAUCAAAGAUUGAGUAGUCAGUGCAAUAAUGUGGACUCGUGACUGAGAAUGAUGUUGUAAUAACCUUGUAAAGUAGGUAGUUAGCGAGAAAGAAGUUAAAAAACUCAAGUUAUGUUCGGUUUAUGCGUGCUAAUCUGAUCUUGAUCACUAGGCAGGCUAGUCUGGUGUUUUUCAUAA
This is a messenger RNA of Carica papaya (papaya), 4368 nucleotides long. RefSeq names its product Leucine-rich repeat transmembrane protein kinase (gene EMS1). Lineage: Eukaryota; Viridiplantae; Streptophyta; Magnoliopsida; Brassicales; Caricaceae. Gene Ontology annotation, molecular function: ATP binding; protein binding; protein kinase activity. The record is from RefSeq and is a predicted model, not a curated record. Gene Ontology annotation, biological process: protein phosphorylation.